Messenger RNA from Aphidius gifuensis, 3295 nucleotides. RefSeq names its product cactin (gene cactin). Gene Ontology annotation, biological process: mRNA cis splicing, via spliceosome. Gene Ontology annotation, molecular function: protein binding. The transcript has 3 exons. The record is from RefSeq and is a predicted model, not a curated record. The coding region runs from base 134 to 2287 and encodes 717 amino acids. Gene Ontology annotation, cellular component: spliceosomal complex; cytoplasm. NCBI's taxonomy places the organism in Eukaryota, Metazoa, Arthropoda, Insecta, Hymenoptera, Braconidae.
UUGUUGAUAUUGGUUGAUACAUAAUUGAGGUUAUAGUUUAGAGCGUAAAUAAAACGUAAACGUUUGUCCAACGAUAAUAUAUAUAUUUUAUUUAUUUAUAUCUGUCUAGUUAUCAAAUUAUUUAAAUAAUAAAAUGGAGAGAGAUUAUCGUCGACGAGACAGAUCAAGAUCACGAGAUCGUAGUCGUAGACGUUGUGAUGAGGUAUCAAGAAAAAAAGAUUAUGACAGAGCUAGUGACAAAAGUAAACAAUCCAGUAGAUCAAAAUAUGAUGAUAAAUCAUCAUCAAAAAAAUAUGAAAGCUCCACAUCAUCUUCGAGUAGAAAAAAAAAAUCAUCAUCAAAGAAAAAAAAACGUAACAGGUCAUCUUCGUCGUCGUCUUCAUCGUCAUCAAGAUCUUCAUCAUCUUCAUCAUCAUCAUCAGCAUCUUCCAAUGAUUCAACAAAGCUUUUGCUGAAACUUGAAAAACAAAGAAAAAAAGAUAUUGAAGAACGUAAACGUAAAAAAGAAAUGAUAAAAAUAACAGAAUUACCAGAAGAAAAACGUUUACGUAGAAUGAAAAAAAAAGAAGCUAAAGAACGUAAACGUAAAGAACGAAUGGGUUGGGAUAAUGAUUAUCUUCAUUAUACAAAUACAGAUAAUCCAUUUGGUGAUGGUAAUUUAUUAUCAACAUUUGUAUGGCAAAAAAAACUUGAAAAAGAAGGUUUAAUUGGUGUUAGUAGAGAAGAACUUGAACGUCGUACACGUCAAAAACAAGAAGAAACUAAAAGAGAAUUAGAAAAAGUUAAAAAACGUAGACAAGAAAAAGAAUUAGAAAGACAACAACGUGAAGAAGAAAUGGCAAUGGAACAAAGACAAAAAGAAGCAGUACAACUUGAAAUGUGGGGUCAACAAGAAGAUCAAUUUCAUUUAAAACAAGCUAGACUAAGAACACGUAUACGUAUACAAGAUGGAAGAGCACAACCAAUUGAUUUACUUGCAAAAUAUAUAAGUGCUGAAGAAGUAGUUGAUGCUGUUGAAAUGCAUGAACCAUAUACAUAUUUACGUGGGCUAACAAUAAAACAAUUGGAAGAUCUUGUUGCUGAUAUUAAAAUAUAUAAAGAAUUAGAAAAAGGAAAAAAUCUUGAUUAUUGGAAUGACAUAACUGUUAUUGUUGAAGAUGAACUUUAUAAAUUAAGAAAAUUAGAUAGAUCUGAUUAUGAAGUUGCACUUGGACGUAGAGAGGGUAUACAUGAAUCUGUAGCUGAUGAAGUUAUCUCAAUAUUUAAAGGUAAAACAGCUGCUCAAUUAGAAUCAAUGCAAUUACAAAUUGAAACAAAAAUAUCUGGUAAACCUGAAGGUGUUGAUAUUGGUUAUUGGGAAACAUUAUUAUCACAAUUAAAAGCUCAUAUGGCUAGAGCUAGAUUGAGAGAUCGUCAUCAAGAAAAUCUUCGUAAAAAACUUGAAGUACUUAAAGCUGAACAAGGUGUAGCAAAAGCUGAAAGUGUAAUCAAUGAAUCUGAUGAACACAGUGAUAAUACAAAAAUUGAUGAACCAUCAACAAGUAAAACAACAACAACAACUUCAACAACAACACAAGAAAAAACUGAUGAUGAACAAUCUGAUGAAGAUAAUGAAAAUAUAAAUGCAGUUGAUUUAUUAUCAGAAUCAUUUUGUGAAUAUGAAUCAGGUGGAUAUUCACCAAAAUUACUUACAUCAUUACAGCUUGAACCAGGAACAAUUGUAACACUUGAAGAAGAUGAUACACAAAGACUUGAGUAUGCAAGAAGUUUAGUACUUAAAACUGGUAAUAAAGUACAAAGUGUAUUAACAGCUGAAGAACAAGCAAUGCACAGAGAAGCAAGAAAAAAUAUGGACACUGAUGAGGCACAGUUUAGUGUUGAAACAUCACUUGAAGCACAAGUUUAUCUUUGGUCUGAUAAAUAUCGUCCAAGAAAACCAAGAUAUUUUAAUCGUGUGCAUACUGGUUUUGAAUGGAAUAAAUACAAUCAAACUCAUUAUGAUAUGGACAAUCCACCACCAAAAAUUGUUCAAGGAUAUAAAUUUAAUAUUUUUUAUCCAGAUUUAAUUGAGAAAAGUGCAACACCACAGUAUUUCUUGACUCCCUGUGCUGAUAAUAAAGAUUUUGCAUUACUUCGUUUUCAUGCUGGACCACCAUAUGAGGAUAUUGCAUUUAAAAUUGUUAAUCGUGAAUGGGAAUAUUCAUACAAGCGAGGAUUUAGAUGUCAAUUUCAUAACAAUAUAUUUCAAUUGUGGUUUCAUUUUAAAAGAUACAGAUACCGAAGAUAAGUUUGUACAUGUGAAAAAAAUUUGUUUUCUUUGGUGGGACUGUUUUUUCUAUAUAAAUAAAAAUUAAAAAAAAUAAAUAAUAAAUAAUAAUAAAAUUCUUUAUAUGAAUAAAAUUAUUUAGUAAUUAAAUCAUUGAUUAAUUAAAUUAUUACAUAAAAUAAUAUUAUAUUUUUUUAUUUACUAGAUGUUUGGAAAGAUCAAUAAUUUUGCGACUGUAUGAGUAUUAAAUAAAUAUGAAAUUAUCUCCAUGAAAUAAAUUUAGAUAAUGAUGUGUCUAAUAAUUUCAAUUGUUUUAUUUUCACGAAUAUUUUUCAUGAUUAAGUAAAAAAAAAUUACCUAUUAUGAGUUUUGAUUAUUUAUUUAGAACUGACACUCCAGAUGCUUAUGGAAAAAUGAUAUUACAAUUAUAAUAAACCUGGUUGUGUAUCAAUUAUUCCAUUGAAAAAUACAGACAAGAUUGAACAUAUGCAAGACGCCAUGAAAAUUGAUCAUCAAAUAAAGAAUCACACACAAUAAUGAAAAAUAAUUAAAAUACAAUUGUUAAAUUAUCACUGAAAAAUUGUAAAGUAAUUAUUUGACUUUAUUUUAAAUUUAAAAAAUUUAGUUAGUCUUGAUCUUGGUUUAGUUACAUCAAGUGAGUAUGAUGGAUCAAAAAUUCUUCGCAAAAACAGCUGUUCUUCGUUACCUUGACAUGAGAGGAUAUGUUGAUGUUACUAGACGUGCACUUAUGGCACUUGGUACACUGGAAAAUCUUGAAGUAUUAAUUUUGAAUAAUAUGUAAUAUGAUAUUGAUAAAUUUAAUGAAGCAAUUGGAUUAUUUAGUAAUUUAAAAAAAUUUGAAUGUCGUGGAUGCUAUUUUUUUCUUUCCACCAUGAGAGUCAAGUUUAAUUUGUAUUUUUAAAUCAAGGACACAAAAAUUUUGAUAAAUAUUAUAAACAUUCUUCUAAUAUAUGUCGUAUGUAAAUAAUUUUUUUUAAAUAAAAUACAGAUGUUAGAAAAAUGAAAAAA